AUGCCACGUCGACCCACAUAUGAAAAGAUGAUUGAAGAUGCAAUCCUUACUUUAAAUGAACGUAGAGGAAGUAGUCGUCAAGCAAUAAAAAAAUAUCUAUUUGAAACAUAUGAACUUACAGAUAUUCCUGCUACUUAUACCAGAAUUAACACGGCUAUCAGAAAAGGCGUUGCAAAUGGAAAAUUUAAAUAUUCAAAAGGUCCUAGUAGUAAAAUUGGAUUGGUCAAAAAACCCAAACGUGCGAAAAAGGAAACUGAAAUGGAAGAAGUCAAAACUACUACUAGAUCAAUGAGAUCUCGAUCAUCAAUGACAGCUGUUAGCGUUAGUCCACAUCAAAGUGAUCGUGACUAA
Dentiscutata erythropus is the source of this 351-nucleotide messenger RNA. Lineage: Eukaryota; Fungi; Glomeromycota; Glomeromycetes; Diversisporales; Gigasporaceae. The record is from the annotation of a GenBank genome assembly.